AUGUCUACUCCCAACAAUAAGAAACCUCCCGGCGCAGGGCGCGGCACUCCAUCCACCGCAGCCACCACCGCACCUCCCUCGCGCAGCCCGUCCAGAAUGACCGCAUCAUCCCAGCCGGCCUCAGCAACGGCCUCCACAACGUCUAACGGCAUCAAUUGCACUCGAUCUGUUCGCAACGGUGCUCCUGUCUCCGCUCGUGCUGCUGCCGCUGCCAGAAAACAAACUCCUGAUCCAGCCGAAGAAGACGCCAAAGCCGAGAUGAAAGCGAAGAUGGAAGAAUUACAGCAGAAACUACAGCAGGCCGAAGCCGCUUAUGAAGAGUCUCAGAAACAUUCAGCAGUGCUGCAGGUGAAGUUGGACGAGGCGGUCAAGGAGCAGGGCCUCCUGGAAGAAAGAGUGCACGAGCAUACUGAACACAUUGAAGACCUUGAGAAUGACAAAAAGGAAAGCUUGAGAGCUCGUCGCGAGAUGGAGCAGAUCUACGAGUCAGAAAGAGCUGCGGCGUUGAAGGAGAAGGAGGAAGUGGCCACCCGUGAGGAAGAGAUGCAGCAGGCUCUGCAGCGCAUGAAGGAGACACUGGGCCAACGAGAGAUGCGCGCUGGUCUUGAAGACGAACGGCGUCCCAUCAUAUCGCGACAAUCCAGCCAUGGCCGUAGCAGUAAUCCAUCACCAAACCCAGAGGCGUUCGACAGACAGUUCGCACCAUCGUCCGUGCAAAGGAGUGAUUCCAGCUCACGACAAAACUCGAAACUCUUGAUGCAGAAAGACAAAGUGAUAGAAGCGCUUCGUCUGGAGCUGGCAGAAGCACAAGUGAAACUGGUGGAAGCCGAGCACAUGGGAGGUGGCCACAUGCAAGAGCUGCAAAAGCAAAUGUACGACAUCAAGAUGCAGAACGCUCGGCUGAUGGAAGAAAACGAAUCGUUCCAACUUCUGCUCAGCGAGAAAACGCUGAACGGCGACUUUGGCAACUUCUUGAGGGCGCCUUCCAAUAACAAUUCAAGACCACCGUCUCGAGAGCCCGACGCGUCAGAGGCCCGCUCUGGUGGUGGAACUACUCUGGCUGAUGAGUUAGAGUCUCAAGCUGACAGCGAGGGCGGAGAGGAGCACAAGCGCCUGCAGGCUGAAGUUAACAGCUUGAAAGACCAAAACCGGGCGCUCACGCUUUAUAUUAACAAUAUCAUCUCGCGCCUGCUACAGCAUGAGCAGUUCGAACAAAUUCUUGACAAGACGCCCGACCUCAUGGCUGGACCCAACGCCAUAAGUCGAAAAUACCAAGAGGCCGAUAAAGACAAGGACUUGCCACCACCUCCGCCAGAAAAGGACGAACAGCCCAGCCUUCUGCAACGAGCUAAGAGCGUUAUGGGAAGCAGCAAGCCGAAGCCGAGACCAACAUCACAAACCAUUAACCCAGAACAAGUCGAGACCCAACCACGAGCAUCUCUUUCAAUCGAGCCGUCCAAGCACGAAGAUCCACAGACAGCCCCCCGAGUGCCGCUUGGAAGGUCUGCCUCUACCCGUGCAGGUGGGCACAGGCGUGCAAACUCAGAAUGGCCUGCUGCGAGUGUCGUCACGAAUAUGUAUCGUGGCCCGCAGCAGACCAUGGGACCUCUGAGUCCAGGUUUGACAUCGCCAACGAACCGCAACUCGUUCUUCGGAGGCAUGCGUGCGCCAUCGUCGGGGUCUAACGUGCCCACGAUCUCGGAGACCAACGUCGACAAAGACAACGAGCAGCGCGACAGCAAGAUUGCAAGCAGCAACCGCAACAGUGUCAUCUCGAGCACGGCUGGCGGCAUCGAACAUGUCGACAGCGCGACAGAAAGUGCUCUCGCGUCCGAACGAUCCAACCCAUCAUCACCUCCACGCAGCACAACCAGCAGCGGCGACAAAGACAAGCCCAGCGGCGCUAUCAUGAUGGGCUCAAAGCCACGUCCACUACGCUUGGUCCAGGAAGCCAAGGAUGAGAACGCGGCCAAGAACGCAGCGAACCGUGGGUCGUGGUACGGCUGGAUGAACAAGGGCCUGGGCAGCGCCCAAGGUGUCUUCAGCAAGAACAAUAACAACAGUGGCGAUCAGCCGCCGGCGCAAUAG
This is a messenger RNA of Zasmidium cellare ATCC 36951, 2088 nucleotides long. RefSeq lists its product as uncharacterized. The record is from RefSeq and is a predicted model, not a curated record. NCBI's taxonomy places the organism in Eukaryota, Fungi, Ascomycota, Dothideomycetes, Mycosphaerellales, Mycosphaerellaceae. The transcript has a single exon. The coding region runs from base 1 to 2088 and encodes 695 amino acids.